AUGCAGCAUUCGUACGUGCAGCGCUACCAAGCGCCUUCUCCGAUGCGCUAUGUGCGUAAGCACCAGCAGGCGUAUCGCCCGCUCCCUCCGCCGUUCGACCCGAGGGAACGUCUUCCAUACGCACCACCGGUUCCGCGUAUGGACUACGGUUAUUAUAGGAGACCGCCGAGCCCGCAUGGAGGCCCCCGUUACUAUGAGCGCCGCGACCUACACGACAACCGCAGGCAGUUCGUGGAUCAGCCCAGACGCCAGAUGGUACCCUACAACAACCGCCGCCGAUUCCCACCAUUUAAGCGCAACCGUGUAGCGCAAAAGGACGCACCAAAAGAGGCGAAAACGAAGGACCAGUUGGAUAUGGAAUUGGACAAAUAUAUGGGCAACGAAGCCAUUAAGAGCCGUCUGGACGACCAGCUGGCCAACUACUUUGCAGAAGGCAACAAGGAAGAAGAGUGA
Messenger RNA from Babesia ovata, 453 nucleotides. RefSeq names its product Fop carboxy-terminal duplication domain-containing protein, putative. The record is from RefSeq and is a predicted model, not a curated record. The transcript is spliced from 3 exons. NCBI's taxonomy places the organism in Eukaryota, Apicomplexa, Aconoidasida, Piroplasmida, Babesiidae. Bases 1 to 453 code for a protein of 150 amino acids.